AUGAACUCUUCCAUCCACUGCGGCGACAACGUGAGUGUGUGGGAGGAGCAGAGUCAGCAGAUGUACACGUACUUCUACCUACUGCUGUUUGUCCCAGGACUGCUCCUCAACACCACCGCCCUGUGGGUCCUCUACAGACACAUCAGUAAGAAGACCAAAGCAGUGAUCUUCAUGAUGAACUUGGCGUUUGCAGAUCUGGCUCACAUCCUGUCUCUGCCGCUCAGGAUCUAUUACUACUUCACUCACCACUGGCCAUUUGGGCGCAAAGUCUGCCUUCUCUGCUUUUACCUCAAGUACCUCAACAUGUAUGCGGCCAUUAUGUUUCUGGUCUGCAUCAGUGUCCAGAGAUGCUUCUUCCUCCUUAAACCUUUCUCCGCUCGGCGAUGGAGGCGGCGCUACGACCUCCUCAUCAGCUCCAUCCUGUGGGCCGUGGUCGCGUUGGGCUGCUGUCCUUUCAUAUUGAUGCGCUCCUCCUCCUCCUCCUCCUCCAGCUCCCUCAGCAUCAACCACCAGCCUACCAUCUCCAAUCUGACCCAUUUAAGUCACAUAAGCUCAAAUCUAUCCAACGCAAAAUCUGAAACCCAAGCCGACGGAUGCUUCAACGACCUCCCUACACGGCACGUUUCAAGUUCUGUUGCCGUUGUCAUGGGGCUGGAAGACCUAAGACAACAGAUGGCAAGGGAUUUGACCAACUUUCGUGAAAUAAUCAAAGAGGACAUGAAGACUCAGCUGGACGUCCUCAAUGUUAACAUCAACCAGAAACUAGAGGCCGCUAGCCGCCAGAUAGAGGAUGCUACACGGCGACUGGAGGAGGUGGAAAUAAAAGCGGCUGGAGCAGAAAAGUGGGACUUGGCAGUGAGGGACACUUUACUUGACCUCAUCAACAACCAGAGAGCACUACAGUCAAAGAUGUCUGAUUUGGAGGGCCGCUCUCGGCGUAACAACAUUAGGAUCUACGGGAUUGCGGAGAAAACGGAGGGAACCUCAAUGCCAGCUUUUAUUGAGAGCUUCAUAUUGAAUGAGCUACGAGAGAGCAUCGGUGUUCAAAGAGGCGCAGACCUUGGAAUAGAACGGGCUCAUCGGGCUUUGGGUCCACAGCCACCGACAGGCGCACCACCGCGCUCGAUUGUUAUUCGCUUCCUGAGUUUCACAACUAAGGAGAAGGUUCUCCAGGCUGCAUGGAAAAAACAGAUGUUCGUCCAGAACAAACGCGUCUUUUUUGAUCACGACUAUGCAACAGAUGUACAGCAGAGAAGAAAGGAAUACACCCCAAUAAAGAAGAUAUUGAAAGAAAACCAGAUCCGCUUCCAAACACCGCUAACAAGGAUCCGCAUUCACUUUGACACUGGUUCAGUUACCUGUAAUGAUCCCCACGCAGCGGUCGCGGAGUUGGAGAAACGGGGGUUUUCGGUUGGGCCAAUUCGAGCGAAGAAGCCAGCGGACCAUAAUGCUGAUACGCUGUCUAAACUUCUACCCUGGCGCACCGUGGGUCCGCACCGCGCUGGUAAAGACUACCAGGAGAGCAUCAGGGAGAGACUGCGUGGGUUCCAGCGACCCGAUCAGGAGGACAACAGCCAUGAAGAAUGA
This is a messenger RNA of Knipowitschia caucasica, 1587 nucleotides long. Lineage: Eukaryota; Metazoa; Chordata; Actinopteri; Gobiiformes; Gobiidae. The record is from the annotation of a GenBank genome assembly.